AUGUGUACUAUUGUUGUAUCAGUUUACAACCCUGCGGCUGCGGCGAUGACGUACGGCGUCGGUGUCGCCCAGAACAACGCUGAUCUCGGUGGUGGAGGUGGAAUGAAUGACGAGGAAUACGAUGAGAACUCAUCCGCACGACUGUUCGAACGUAGUCGUAUCAAAGCUCUUGCGGGUUCGUUGAUGCUUUGACU
Strongylus vulgaris is the source of this 194-nucleotide messenger RNA. NCBI's taxonomy places the organism in Eukaryota, Metazoa, Nematoda, Chromadorea, Rhabditida, Strongylidae. The record is from the annotation of a GenBank genome assembly.